Choloepus didactylus (southern two-toed sloth) is the source of this 2176-nucleotide messenger RNA. RefSeq names its product 4-hydroxy-2-oxoglutarate aldolase 1 (gene HOGA1). The transcript has 7 exons. Lineage: Eukaryota; Metazoa; Chordata; Mammalia; Pilosa; Megalonychidae. Gene Ontology annotation, biological process: N-acetylneuraminate catabolic process. Gene Ontology annotation, molecular function: 4-hydroxy-tetrahydrodipicolinate synthase activity; N-acetylneuraminate lyase activity. The coding region runs from base 362 to 1360 and encodes 332 amino acids. The record is from RefSeq and is a predicted model, not a curated record.
CGGCUCAGCCGAUCGCGCCGCCGGCUGCGGCUGCGCAGGCGCCAAGUGGAUCCCAGCGGGCUCCCGGCUGUGGGGCUGGAACUUGUGGGAGGAGAGGCUGCAGUCCAGUCUGGCCAGAGGGACACUGGUUGUGGCAUUUCUCCAGCUGCUCCCCAGAAAAAGGGAGGGAGGAGCCUCUGGGGCCUACAGGCCUGGCCACUGACCCUCGGAGUGCCCAGCCCCGGCUUACCCUUGUGCCCACAAGUCAAGGGGCUGCAAAUCUUUAACCAUUCACGUUGCUCAUUAACCGGGAGGUAGGUAGGAGUCCAGACUCAGCCUCACUCGGGGGCAGAGAGCAGCUGGGCCUCAGGCUCCUGCAGAGAUGCUGGCCCCCCGAGUCUGGUCAUCGUUGAGGCGGGGGCUGAGCAGGGCCUUGUCCAAGAACAUAGGGGGUUGGGCCUCAGGGGAGGGAAGGAAGGUGGACAUCGCCGGCAUCUACCCCCCUGUGACCACCCCCUUCACGGCUACCAAAGAGGUGGACUAUAGGAAACUGGAGGAGAACCUGCACAAACUGGGUACCUUCCCCUUCAGAGGCUUCGUGGUCCAGGGCUCCAACGGCGAGUUCCCCUUCCUGACCAGCAGUGAGCGCCUGGAGGUGGUGAGCCGCGUGCGCCAGGCCAUGCCCAAGGACAAGCUGCUGCUGGCUGGCUCCGGCUGCGAGUCCACUCAAGCCACGGUGGAGAUGACGGUGAGCAUGGCCCAGGUGGGGGCCGAUGCUGCCAUGGUGGUGACCCCUUGCUACUACCGUGGGAGAAUGGGCAGCGCAGCCCUCAUUCACCACUACACCAAGGUUGCUGACCUCUCUCCAAUCCCUGUGGUGCUGUACAGUGUCCCAGCCAACACGGGGCUGGACCUGCCGGUGGAGGCGGUGGUCACACUUUCCCAGCACCCGAAUAUUGUGGGCAUCAAGGACAGCGGUGGUGACGUGACCAGGAUCGGGCUGAUUGUUCACAAGAUCAGGAGGCAGGAUUUCCAGGUGUUGGCGGGAUCGGCUGGCUUCCUGCUGGCCAGCUAUGCCUUGGGAGCCGUGGGGGGCGUGUGUGCCCUGGCCAAUGUCCUGGGGGCUCAGGUAUGCCAGCUGGAACGACUCUGCCUCACGGGGCAAUGGGAAGAUGCCCAGAAGCUGCAGCACCGACUCAUUGAGCCAAACACUGCGGCCCCUGCUUCUCAGGUGACCCGGCGAUUCGGGGUCCCAGGGCUGAAGAAGACCAUGGACUGGUUUGGCUACUACGGAGGCCCCUGCCGGGCCCCGUUGCAGGAGCUGAGCCCAGCCGAGGAGGAGGCACUGCGCAUGGAUUUCACCAGCAACGGCUGGCUCUGAGAACCAGGAGGGCCGAGCCCAGCCUGAGCCCGUCUCAGCCACCUGCCUUGCACCUGCAGCCUGAAGAGCAGCAUUGGGGAACCAGGGGCUAGAGGCUCCUUUCCCCAUUCCAGCCCCCCAGGUAGCCUCUCAUCGGGCACUGCUGCUCACAUCUCCCAUUCUCACAGUUUGUGACCUCUCACGUUUGUAUCUUAAACUCCGUGUCUCUAGAGAUCCUCGGUCUGAGGAGAAACCAUUUCUUCCUGUGGAUGCUUUCCUGACCCCCAAGAUCCAUGAAGCAAGAGCCAGAUGGGAAGGGUAGGCUGGCAAUCGGGCAUAGGAAGGAAGUUUGUGUUGCUGGAGGAAAGACAACUCAUAAACUUGAGGUUAUAAACCUGAGACUAGCACAAUGCAGCUGGAAGCCAGGGCUACUCCUCAGAACGUAAAUUCUGACUUCAGCCAGGGGCAGUGAUAGGUUAGGAAACCUGAUCGGGAAAGUGCCAUUGGUCUUUGAAAGGCCCCCACACUGCAUUCCGGUCACACUGCCCUUUCUUAAAUCUGUUUUCAUUCAUCUCUUGUCCUUGUCUUUAGCCUUGGAGCCCAGCCAUGUAAAAGCUAGGAGUGCACUAAGACAGCCCAGUGGCUCUCCAGAAUUGCUAAAUAAUGACACCUGGUGGAUAAAUGUUACCUUCUGGAAGACGAUUCUAGUGAGCCCAGGUCUGAAACACUCGGGAGGGGACUUGUCCCGAGACAGGACGAUCCUCUUGCCUAUAGGCACUCUGCUUUUAUUGUUGAAAACAAUCACUUGGUUACUGCAAUAAAGUUUAAUAAGUAAAA